GGGCGCGCGCGCCAGGACGGAAGGAAGGAGGAAGGGAAGGGCCGCCAUCUUGUUGUCGCGUCGCCGCCGCCGCCAUAGUCCGAGCGGAGCCACGGCCGACGGGCUGCGAGACAGGCCGACCCGGAGUGGGAAGCGAGCGCGGCCGCCAGGCAGGCAGGUUGAAGUGAGUAGAUUGGACCGGACUCAAGUGUGUUAGAAGACUUUUUAAAAAGUUGUUCCACAGUGCAUCAGUGCAAGUGACUGGUUUAUCUUGAGUGACUUUACAGGUGCUUGCCUGCGUUGCAAUAAGAGACUCAUAUAUUGAGCAGGACCUAAUUUAUCUCUUCAUCUUGGAGAGUCUAAUAAACUAUUACUCUUUCCGUACUCACAACUGUUUGGAAGUUGAAAGACAUUUAAAAGGCAAACAUGAGUACGGCCAGAACAGAGAACCCUGUUAUAAUGGGUCUCUCCAGUCAAAAUGGACAGCUGAGGGGCCCAGUAAAACCUGGUGGUGGUCCAGGAAGCGGGGGGACACAGGCUCAGCAACAGAUAAACCAGCUGAAACAUCCCAACACAAUCAACAAUGGCACUCAGCAGCAAGCACAGAGCAUGGCCUCCACUAUCAAACCUGGCGAUGACUGGAAGAAGACUUUAAAGCUCCCUCCGAAAGACCUGAGAAUCAAAACGUCGGAUGUGACGUCAACAAAAGGAAAUGAGUUUGAAGAUUAUUGUCUGAAGCGGGAGUUGCUGAUGGGAAUUUUUGAAAUGGGCUGGGAAAAGCCAUCUCCUAUUCAGGAGGAGAGCAUUCCUAUUGCUUUGUCUGGAAGGGACAUCUUAGCCAGAGCUAAGAACGGAACCGGCAAGAGCGGUGCCUACCUCAUUCCAUUACUUGAAAGGCUUGACUUAAAGAAGGACAACAUACAAGCAAUGGUGAUAGUUCCCACAAGAGAACUUGCCCUGCAAGUCAGUCAGAUCUGCAUCCAGGUCAGCAAACACAUGGGAGGGGCGAAAGUGAUGGCAACCACAGGAGGAACCAAUCUGCGGGAUGAUAUAAUGAGGCUUGAUGAUACAGUGCAUGUAGUGAUAGCAACCCCAGGAAGGAUUCUGGAUCUCAUCAAAAAAGGGGUAGCAAAAGUCGACCAUAUCCAGAUGAUUGUCCUAGACGAGGCAGACAAGUUACUGUCUCAAGACUUUGUGCAAAUAAUGGAGGACAUUAUACUCACUCUACCGAAAAACAGGCAGAUUUUGUUGUACUCGGCCACUUUCCCUCUAAGUGUGCAGAAGUUUAUGAAUUCCCACUUGCAGAAACCCUACGAGAUUAACUUGAUGGAGGAGCUGACUCUGAAGGGGGUGACCCAGUACUACGCUUACGUAACAGAGCGUCAGAAAGUGCAUUGCCUCAACACACUCUUUUCCAGGCUCCAAAUAAACCAGUCCAUCAUCUUCUGUAACUCCUCCCAACGGGUUGAAUUGUUAGCUAAGAAAAUCUCCCAGCUGGGUUACUCCUGCUUCUACAUUCAUGCAAAGAUGAGACAGGAGCACCGCAAUCGAGUGUUCCAUGAUUUCCGGAAUGGCUUAUGCCGCAACCUUGUUUGCACUGAUCUCUUUACCCGAGGUAUUGAUAUCCAAGCUGUGAAUGUUGUGAUCAAUUUUGAUUUUCCAAAGCUGGCAGAGACAUAUCUCCAUCGCAUUGGCAGAUCAGGUCGAUUUGGCCAUCUAGGCCUAGCCAUCAACUUGAUCACCUAUGACGAUCGUUUCAACCUGAAGAGUAUUGAAGAGCAGCUGGGGACAGAAAUUAAGCCCAUCCCUAGUAACAUUGACAAGAGUCUGUAUGUGGCAGAAUACCACAGCGAGCCUGUAGAAGAUGAUAAACCGUAAUUGCUGCGCUUUGCUUAAACACAAAAGCUAAAGCCCUUUGAUCUGGACAUAUGAAACAUCACUUCUUGGGGGAGGCUUCUCCUCUUUUGAGGGUUUUUCAUCUUUUUCUUUUGGAACAAUUAAAAUUACAGAGCUUUCCCCUCCUUUUAAAAAAAAUUGGCUGUGAAGACAAAAGCAGAAGAUAGGAAGAAAAUACCUUUUGUUUUUCCCACUUGUUUGCACUGUGUGCUGACUGAACAUUAGUUGCACUAACUGCUGGUUUUAAUUUCUUUCUUUGUGAUGGAGUAGAAGAACUCUGAAAUGAGAAGAUUCCCAAACUCCACUUGACUGCAAUUUCAAGUUCACCCACAGCUGCCCGACUCAGUACAUUUCAACUUCUCCCUGGCUCCUCAUCUGUCUUUUGAGCUAAAGAGCUUGUUACUUAUUUGUGCAAAGUGCCUUAUGCUAUGAGACCAUUCAGAAAAUCCCUUUUGGAAACAGCCCAAGGAGUCGUUUUGGUUCAGGUCAAAGUCUCUUUCCCCACCUCUGUUUCCUUCCCCUUCCAGGUGCUGGAAGGUGGCCCUUGUCAGUAGUUUUGUUUGGUUAACUUUCUUUUAAUGGAGGAAUUGAGAUGCAGUUGCUGUUCACCCACUCUGUAAAUAUGUGUAUUUAAGCAAAAUAACCUGGAUCGCCUGGGUUAAUUGAGGGAAACCUCCACACUCUGAGAGGAAAGAGCCACUUGCCAACCAAUCUGCAGCAGGAGCCCCCCAAAACGCCCCCGGGGCUCUCGCAGAACACUACAGACUGCCCUCCGUGAGUCUCCCUUGGGGGACACAGCACUUGCUGUCUCCAAGCCAUGAUGGUUUUUCCUCUCACGUGUUCUGCAGAAAAUUGGAUGUGUAUACUUGUAUAAACUCUGUAAAUAUGUGUUUUUCUGUUAAGGGUUCAUAUAACUUUCUUUUUUCUUUGUUUGGAUGAGGCUUGCUGGCGUUAAAGGGAUUAUAGAGAGAUCUUGACAGCAGCUAAAGGUGAGAGGGGCUCAGUUUUCUGCAACGCUACUCGAUGCCAAGCACUGUUGACUCCAGGCCUCUAGGUAGGCCUGGCUUGCUUUAGGGGUUGCAAUAUUUGGAAAAGAUCUGGGUGUCGGGCAAGGUCCUCUUCCCCUCCCCCCCAAGGGGGAAAAACAACCCUCCAGGGAAGCUGGAUUUGUCGUUUUAUGAGGUUAGAGGAGACCCAAUCACUUCCUUUGUCUCUAAGGCAGAACCAAAAGCGAUUCCAAUGAGGCAAAGCCCUGGUCAGCCCUGGCAGUUUCCGGCGUUAGAACCUCCUGCCAGCUUGUGGUGAUUCUGUUUGAAGCCUGUCUAAUGAGAGAUUCUAGAGCAGGAAAGGCGAGCCCUCUGCUCUUCCCCCCUCGGGGUUGUGCUUCCAUUCCAGUAGUGUUGCUUUAAAGUGUGCCCCUCCCAAUGUGCUUGAUGUUUGGCCUGAUGUGCAGGCAGAAAGAGUGAGACUACUCAACUUGUAAAUGUCUAACGAAUUCCCUGUCAGCUUGCCAGCAGCAGAGUGCCAGGAGGCAUCAGGGCAAGCAUGGGCUCUCUUGGCUCAGAGACAAGAUAGUCGGAGCCCACCCCCUCCCUCCUUCUUGCCCUGACAAGCUAAGCAGUUCUGAGAGAGAGUACCAACUUUUUCCAGCCCUGACCUCAGAGAACUGUGCCUAGAGCCAGGUGCCUCCUGACAACCUUUUGGAAGUGGAACAUGUUUUGUCUAAGUAACCGUAGCAAAAGUUGUAUUAACAGAAAGCUGCUCUGCUGGGAAUUCAACUGAGGCUGAUUCAGAAGAGAAAGUCCUUGGGGUGGGACAGCUUGGGGGAGGGGGCACUUGUGACCCAAAGCAAAACUUUGCUCUUCUGCAGCAGCUGUUCCCAAAGGAGGGGAGAGCAGAGGCAAACAGUGUGCAGCAAUCUUGAAACUUGCGAGAACACGUACAACACCUGAUGUGGUGCAGUGAGUUGAGAUGGCCACUGUCCAGCACGGCCAUUCUCCUCUUGUCACUCUUGAAGCACAGCUUUUUUUAAAGAGAAAGUAUUAUUUCACCUGUGGCCGCCUAGCAGAGCAGCGGCCUCAACCUCUGACCACCAUUUUUGGGUAGCUUUGUUUGGGUCAGAAAGCCACCUGACAAUGGCUCCUCGUCUCUCAAUGGUGAAGAGGGACUUGGCAAGGAAAGAUGCUCCAGAUACUGACCAGGGCCACCCUGGUCUUUUUUUUUUUUUUUUUUAACCCCUUCAUCUGAAAACGGAGGCUGAGAAUUGGAUGUCUUAUGCACAGAGCAGUUGCCAACCGUUUCUCAACUGGUUCAGCCGCUUCUGGAGAAAUUUUGAGAGAACAAACUCCAGGGCCCUUUUGUUGCCUUUGCCCCCUCAGGUGACUCAAUGGUGGGGCAAAACAAGGCUUUGGCAAAAACAUUGGUGGGGUCUUCCCAGGACCCCCUGCACUUAGUAGAAAUGACCCGGGGUGGGGCGGGGCGGGGCGGGUGGGUGGGUUGAGUUUUGCUUUUUUUAAUGAUUACAGAAUGAGAUGGGAGCAUCUUUUCUUAUAGCCUCUGCUUUUGUGUCUGUUGUUAGAGCUGGAUGAGAUCACAGAAACCGGACACCAAAGCAGAUGAGUUUGAUUUGGGCAUCUCAUUCUACUCUUCUUUAUUUUAAGGGUGGGUUUGCUUGCACAGGACUGGCUGUAUCUCACCAAUGGAGAGAGGCCCUGUUGUGUCCAGGAUCCUUUGUGGGUGUGAGUUGUUUCCACCAGUAGUCUGACCUAUGCUGUUGGUGCAAAGCACACCUCUGGAGGCUACUUCUGGGACACAAUCAUCAUUUGUCCCCUGGUAGGAGAUGGAAAGUUCAAUCCAAGUGGUGGUGAUCCACAUGACCUUUGCAAGGGAAUCGCAUGGUAUUCUGUAGGGAGGGAAGGUUGGAGCAGCCGGAGGCGAAAUCUCUCUGCUGCAACUCUACUCCUUAGGCAACAUGCAGGAGUCCUGUGCAAGGGGGAGGGGGAGCGGGAGGGGGAAGGGAGGAUAACACAAAGAUGCAGCCUUGCUGUAUUUUAACCAAGAUGUGGGGGUGGCAAUGUCUGGAAGAAAAUAAGUCAAUUUUCCCUUUCUUGAAACUGGAAAAAUUGGGGAACAUACUUUUUCAUUCAGUUCAAGCAAUGUUGUAUUUCAUUGAUCCUUGGUUCAGUUCAGGCCAUGUCCAGUGCAAACAGUGAGGGCUAGAAUUUGUCAACAAGGGGUGGGUUGGGAGGGGUGGAUUAUUUUUUGUUUGGAACUGGCAAAUGUCCAGAAGAGCUCAGAUUUUGGCACAGCGUAUGUACACAAGUAUAUAAAGGAAGGCUGUGAACCUAUUGUCAAAAGUGCUGAAUUAUAAAAUCCUGACUUAUUUUUAAGAGAAUUGGUUCAAUAAAAGCUCACUGGGACCUGAA
Ahaetulla prasina is the source of this 5300-nucleotide messenger RNA. It is a transcript of the gene DDX6, whose product is annotated as DEAD-box helicase 6. The record is from RefSeq and is a predicted model, not a curated record. Gene Ontology annotation, molecular function: RNA helicase activity; mRNA binding; ATP binding. NCBI's taxonomy places the organism in Eukaryota, Metazoa, Chordata, Lepidosauria, Squamata, Colubridae. Bases 406 to 1857 code for a protein of 483 amino acids. Gene Ontology annotation, biological process: P-body assembly; cytoplasmic stress granule assembly. The transcript is spliced from 14 exons. Gene Ontology annotation, cellular component: cytoplasmic stress granule; P-body.